AUGCAUAGUGGUGAGACUAGUGUAGUGUCGCAGAGGCCUUAUUCCUGCCAGGAGAAGGCCUUCACAGACCAUUACCAGGUCUUGAAGGACAUUGGGUAUGGAUUGUUUUGUCAAGUCAAACUAGCUCGCCAUCUGCGCACUGGAGCUGAGGUGGCAGUGAAAGUCCUGCCAAGGAGCAUGUGGAAGACUUUGGUCCUCCCUGAAAUACGGGCAAUGAAGACCCUGAACCACCCGAACGUGAUCCAGCUCUUUCAGGUGAUUGAAACCUGCAAACAGAUCUACAUCGUGAUGGAGUACGGGGUUAGAGGAACUUUAUUUGACCUCAUCCUGCCUGGGGGCAUGCAGGAGAAUGAGGCCAAGAGACUGUUUAGGCAGAUCACGUGUGCGGUGUGCUACUGCCACAAGAUGCACAUCUUGCAUGGAGACCUGAAGCCCGAGAACAUUGUGCUGGAUGCCAAAGGCAACAUCCGAAUCAUCGACUUUGGCUUAAGCACCAUGUUCAAGCCUGGGCAGAAGCUGACCCAGUUUUGGGGCACUCUGGAGUACCAUGCCCCCGAACUUGUGCGCAAGGAAGUACAUGAGGGUCCCCCAGUGGACAGCUGGAGCCUGGGUGUCAUUUUGUAUUUUAUGUUGACUGGACACCGCCCAUUUAAGGCAUCCAGCAAGAAGAGGCUAAGGAAGAAGAUCUUACACCCCAAGGUGAAAUUUCCCCAGCAUGUCUCGGCCGAAGCACAAAGACUCUUGAAGAAAAUCUUGAUAGUGGACCCUAGAGCAAGGCUCUCGGUAGAGGAAAUCUUGGCGGACCCGUGGCUGAAUCAGGAUGAGGAGAGUUUAUCUUACCAUGAUGUGCCCCUCCCCAACUUCUCAGACCCCACAGUACUGACAAUGCUAUUCGACAUGGGGUACGACCCUUACAGUACCUGGGUGUCACUGUCCCAGAAAAAGUUUGAUGAUGUGAUGGCUUCCUAUCUCAUAAUCCAGCAGCAGAUAAGCCAGGGGGCAGGCUGCAUGAAGCCUGGGAGAAGGGAUCCUUCCAUUUUCCCUGCCCUCCCGCAGAGGAGGGCGAGUGAGCCUGCCCUUCACACCUUCCCCCUGCCCUGUGAGCAUCAUCAGUCUCAGGAGGCCAAGGAGUCAGGGCAGAAGGGCUUCAGAAGGGCCAGCUGGCCUGCCAUUAGUCUCUGCUUCCUGCAUGAGAAGCCCCCUACUCCCAGGUUAGCCUCCCAGCAUCACUCUAUGUUCAACUCACCCCAACCCUGGCCAUCAACAGACAGCCAUGUCACCCAAGAUGCCACCACAGGGCGUCCCUGGGGCCACAGGAAGGGCUGGAAGCCGGUGAGGCAGAGGAUCGCUGCCUCCUUUCGCGUACUGUGCUGUAGCACAUCCUCAUGUGUUGGCGAAAACGAGACUCCUACAAGGAGAUUAGAAUCCUAUGUUACUACAGUUCAGAUGGACCAAACGAAGAAACAGCCUGCCAGAGGACCUUUUGCUCUGUGGAUGCUGUCAUCACUAUGUGGGCAUUGGUCAUGUGGACCCCAACAGCUGCAGGACUGA
This is a messenger RNA of Marmota flaviventris (yellow-bellied marmot), 1551 nucleotides long. RefSeq names its product sperm motility kinase 2B-like. Lineage: Eukaryota; Metazoa; Chordata; Mammalia; Rodentia; Sciuridae. Gene Ontology annotation, biological process: intracellular signal transduction; protein phosphorylation. Gene Ontology annotation, cellular component: cytoplasm. Gene Ontology annotation, molecular function: ATP binding; protein serine/threonine kinase activity. The record is from RefSeq and is a predicted model, not a curated record.